Molecule: messenger RNA, 5245 nt
Organism: Diaporthe batatas
Lineage: Eukaryota; Fungi; Ascomycota; Sordariomycetes; Diaporthales; Diaporthaceae
Exons: 3
Coding region: 1004-4174 (1056 amino acids)
Biological process (GO): positive regulation of transcription by RNA polymerase II; DNA-templated transcription
Molecular function (GO): zinc ion binding; sequence-specific DNA binding; DNA-binding transcription factor activity, RNA polymerase II-specific
Source: RefSeq, a predicted model, not a curated record
CUCUGCUCUGCCCUGCCCGGCCUUGCGCAACCAACCGCCCGUCGACGACGAACAAGCAACCAACCCUCCCACUCGUGUAACCUCUGUGUGCCCGCCCAACCCUCGUCGCGGAGUCGAGCUGUUGCGGCCCAUCGGAAGCCUUCCAGAAAUUCCAGAAGCUGAUCCCGUCGAGUCGUUGGCUUCAGUUCAUCUCGCCUGUUCCUGCUCGUCUCCGCCUGAACCCGCCCGGGGCAGCUCGAGUUCCAAUUCCUGAUGAGACAAGACGCCACAAGCUUAUCGCCGGGUUAACAACAUCUGGGCGCCUGAACCAACCUACUAACCGGGCCCCUGGAUUGGAGCUGCAAAUGAUGGCCCGUUCAGCCUUGAUUGUGCCCGCCUGAGAAUCAAUUCGUCACCUACCACCGACCACCGCCCACCGACCACCGCCCACCGCCCUCCGCCCUCCGAACCGCCCAUCACCAGCCACCCAAAGAGCAAGCCAGGACAAGGACAAGGACAGGCCAGCCCAGUCCACCACCACCACCACCACUGCUGCUGCUCCCUUGCCACCUCGUCCACCGGACAGACACAGGCCACACACAGUCAUUCAUUGCCUGUCACUGCCACUCGGGACGACGCGACCUCAGACGAGACGAGCCGACUGACCUAUCCUCUGUCUUCUUCCCUCGGCCUGCAUCCAGCCGACCAGUCCCUCAUUACGUAACCCUUCGACUUCGAUUUCGAUUUCGACUUCAACCUCGCCCAAGCCAGAGAGAAGCCCGACCCUGAGCACGGGUCCGAUUCCCAGGUUCAGAAAAAAAUCAAGGCCCGGCGGUGACGGGGAAUGGACGCCGGCCGAAAGAGGAGGAGCAGGAAUUAGCUUUUGAGUCGAGAGCUAUCUGCCCGCCACCCCAGCAGAGAGACCAAGCAGCAGCAGCAGCAGCAGCAGCAGCAGCGAUCACCAGCAGCAGCUACGCCCGCGGCUGAUUACCCGGGGAACCCUCCCGCCUCGCGCCGGAAGAAGAUGCCGGAGAACUCCCUGCCUUCUCCGCAGAUGCAUCCAGCCAAGCGGUUGAGGCAGUCCUCGCCCGAGCGGCGCUCCGAAAAGGACUCGCCCCCGUCCCUCAACGUCGCCACCUCGGGCCCCUCCCCGGCCACCAGCGAGCAGCACGGCGACGGCCCGCCCCUCAGCGCCGGCCUCGGCGGCGGCUCCAAGCACGAUGGCAGCCUCGCCGGCAGCGCCAGUGCAAAGGUCGGCCAGAGCAGCAACUUCCGGAACGUGAGUGCCUGCAACCGCUGCCGCCUCCGCAAGAACAGGUGCGACCAGAAGCUGCCGAGCUGCGCGAGCUGCGAGAAGGCCAAUGUCGCCUGCGUUGGCUACGACCCCAUAACAAAGAAGGAAAUACCUCGCAGCUAUGUCUUCUAUCUCGAGACGCGGGUGGACCAGCUCGAGGCGUUACUACGCGCAAAUAACAUCCCCUUCCCUCCAGCCAACGACCUAGAACACUGCUCACGCAUGGGCGUCGACUCCGCAUCUGUGAGGUCUCCAACAGAGGCUGCGGCGCCCGCACCUUCGGACACCAUGGAUAGUAUCACCGCCGCCGGCGGUGCUGGUGACAGAAGCGACGAGGCCAGGCUGCAGAGGCUGGUGUCCAAGUCCGAUAUCACACACGGCAAGGAAGGCACAGCAAACCCGAGAUAUCUUGGGUCUACCUCCGGUGUAUCUUUUGCGCGUGUCGUCUUUGCCGCUGUACAGUCGUCAGUCAAUGACAACAAGUCUACUUCCGACAAGGCCGGGGUGCGCCCAUACAAGCCCACGGGAGGAAACGGCAAUUCCGGGAUUGGUACCACUAUGCGAGAUUCCUUCUUCGGCCUGCACACAAAACCAACCAUCCACCCUGCACCAUUCCCGGACAGAGAGGUCGGCAUGGCGUUGGUCAACCUGUACUUCGAGCAUGCGAACCCACAGAUACCUAUCCUGCACAAGGUCGAGUUCAUGAGGCUGUUCGAACAGGCUUACGCGGAGAACCCCCAGCGCGGGCCCAAGGAGCUAUACAUGUUGAACAUGGUCUUCGCCAUCGGUGGUGGAAUCAUCAUGGGAGCCAUGGCCAAGAACGAGACGCAGAACAGCCAGGCAAAGCCUGGCGAGGGGAAAAUGUCUUCGAGGCAAGCGCAGCCAGAGGAGUACCACGCCAGCGCGAUCGUCCACCUGGAGGCCUGUCUGAACAACAGCGGUGGUGGGCUGGAGGAGUUGCAAGCGGUGCUGCUCCUGGCAAACUUCGCACUGCUUAGGCCUGUUCCACCAGGCUUGUGGUACAUUGUCGGUGUUGCCGUCAGGCUUGCAGUCGACCUUGGUCUGCAUUAUGAGGACGGCAAGGACGUCGAUGCUGGCCUGAAGGAGGUUUCGGGGCCCCAAUACGAGUUACAGCAGCGCGAGCGGGGCAGGAGAGAGUUCAUCCGGGAUGUAAGAAGGCGUCUCUGGUGGGCUACCUACUCCUUUGACCGCUUAGUGAGUAUCUGCGUCGGCAGACCGUUUGGCAUUUCGGACCAGGUCAUCACGACCGAGUUCCCGUCCAUUUUGGAAGACGUCUACGUCACUCCCGAAGGCUUCAAGGAGCCCCCUCCAGAUCUCGCCGCUCAGCCCACAUACAAACUCGUCGCACACCACUACUUCCGCCUGCGUCUGCUCCAGUCAGAAAUCCUGCAGGUCUUACAGUACCAGCAAGCCCAAGCCGCGAGGGCCUCAGGUCAAAACGUCAAGAACCCUUACAUGCACACCAGCCUCCCAUCGCCCUUCCUCUCAAAGUACGAAUCCUUCCGAGCAUGGAGAAUAGAUAUCGACAAGAGGUUAUAUCACUGGAAAGAAUCCGCGCCAACAAAGCAGCGCACGGGUGUCGGUUUCUCCACCGAGUUCCUCGACCUCAACUACUGGCAGGCCGUGGUCAUGCUGUACAGACAGAGUCUCAGCGUGCCUGCGAUGUUCGAGGGCGAGUACAACACGUCGAUGGAAGUCAACAGCCCCAAUGUUCACAAUGCCGAGCUUAGGGAAGACGAGGACAGAAUAUACCUGAAGGUUGCCGAGGCUGGGCAGAAGAUCAUGCGGCUGUACAGGCAAUUACACAUUGCCGGUGUCAUCAACUACACCUACCUGGCCACACAUCACAUAUUCAUGGCGGGUAUAUCAUACCUGUACGCGAUAUGGCACUCGCCAAUCGUGCGAAGCCGUCUGACAAUGGAUGAAGUAGAUUUCACCAUUCUCGCUGCAACAUCGGUCUUCACAGACCUCAGCGAGAAGUGUCCCCCAGCUGAGGCAUGCCGUGACGCAAUUGACCGUACUGCGCGGGCAACCAUCAGAAUGGCCAACUCCACCGGUGGGUUCGGUCCCCAGGUCCUCCCCCACAAAAGGCAAGGAUCAAGAGACAGCAUGGACCAGCGUGACUGGGCAGCCAGGAGCGACACGGCCUCUACCAAAGGUCAAAGACAUCCCCACCACCAAGGCGGCAGUGAACGCGGCCUCAUGGCAGCAUCGCAGUACGGCCUGCCAGGCAUCGGGGAUGCCUACGCCAACGCAUCAUCAAGCUCGCACCUGCCGCCAAUACAGUCUGCGCUGCAGCGAAUGAACUCACUCCCGAACCUCAAGGCGGAAUCGGACGGGUUCUCGAUGAUGCGGUCCGUCCCGGGCGGGCCGCGCAGCAGCGUCACCGCACCCGAGGCCGGAAACAGCCCCGACGCCUCCGCGAUAGAUCCGUCGUUGAUGCCAUCCCCGACCGCGGUGCGCACGCCGCCAGGCGUGGGCUCGCCCUCGUCCAACACAACCGGCUCCGCAGCACGCCGGCCAAAUAUGUCCCAGCUGCCGCCAGCUACCACAGCCGCUCAGAUGGCGGCGUUCCUGGCACAGUCGCAGGGGCCGCAUCAACACCAACAGCAGCAGCAGCAGCAGGCAGGCGGCUUCUCGCCCGCGCGGCAGCUCAACUUUGGCGACCUACAGGGCAUGGACUUCCUGAACCAGGUCACGGGCAACGGCAACGGCAACCUGCCCGACGGCGUCGAGGAGAACCAGAACGGGGACUUUGGGUUCGGGCUCGGCUGGGAGGGCCUGCACCACGACUUUAGCGACGGGCAGCAGUAUGACCUCUUCGACGGGUUCUUCUUUGGCGGCCAGCAGGGCGGAGCCGGGUCCAACGGCGUGCUGUGAUCAGAUCACUGGUGGUGGUGACGAGAAGCCCAUGGACAGAAUACUGUAUCGAGAAGAACGGGGAAGAGGAAAGAAGAAAAGGACCAUACAAGAUUUGCAACAACGACUGGAACAAGCUGGUACGGCCCCAACGGUUUUUGGUUCUUGGUUCGGAAGGAUUGGGAAGGGGGUCCGAGGGGCGCACCGUGUAAUGAUGAUAUCCCCCCCCUUUGCGUGCGCGGCAGGGCUGGCAGCACGCGUGUUUUCUUGUUCCCGGCCCGAAUGUUCAUCAGACAGACAGACUACCAGGUCUCUCAGUGUGUAUAUGGGAAAGUCGGAAAGGGGCAUAUGGUAUGGUGGAAUGGGAAGGCGGAGGAUGGCCGUUGUGCUUUAUUUUUAUUUUUUUUCCCUUUUAAUUUCCCUUCCAUCAUUUCCUUGCCCUCUCUCUCUAUCUCUCUGUCUUGGCCUCUCUUUAUCUCUCGUUUUCCUCCUUUGCGCCCUCCUCUCUGCCCAAUUUAUACCCUCCUGCCCUCUGUGGUGGACGAACUCUUGGGCUUUUUUUCUUAUUGUUUUAUUUUCAUAUUGCAUCAUCCACUGUCAUCCAUUACCUAUCUACCCGCCUCGAAUCAUCAUCAUCAUCAUCAUCUAUCUCACUACCGUUUCAUCCACACCUCAUAUUCUUAUUUUUAUCUUAUCAGCGAAGAUAUCUUGGUCAGACGUUGAAACGGAUGAGGACAUGAAAGCAGAAAAUAACUUUUUUUGUUGUGUUCUUUGGUGUUGGCUGCACACAAACACACAUAAGGGAAGGAAGGGGAUUCGGGAAAAGCAAGGGGCGGGCAGGCAGGCGGGCAGGGCGCGGCACGUUGGGAAGAGAGGAUAGAUGGAGGAAGGGAAUCAUAUCAUCUAUCCUCUACUAGAUGGGGACUUGGGAAAUGAUGAAUGCACACACACACACGCACAUAACGCACACGUUGAGGUGGCCAGCAAGCAAGCAAGCAAGCAGCGGGUGAAAUACUUGGCGACCGGGUCAAUUGUUCACUCGUACACACACACACACUUACACACACACACACAUAGCUAGCUUGCUGGAGC